Molecule: messenger RNA, 999 nt
Organism: Gaeumannomyces tritici R3-111a-1
Lineage: Eukaryota; Fungi; Ascomycota; Sordariomycetes; Magnaporthales; Magnaporthaceae
Exons: 3
Coding region: 1-999 (332 amino acids)
Source: RefSeq, a predicted model, not a curated record
AUGCAAGGCCCUCGUGCCUCCGUUAAUCUGACCGCAACCAAAGCUUCGCCGGUUCUCAGCAAGCACGCCGCCCACGGUCAGUCUUACACCGGAAGCUGCUACACGACGACCUGGCCCGCGUAUGCCGCCUUCGGCCACCUCUUCCUGGAGCUCUGCUCGCACAAAUGUGCAUUCUCCCGUGCUGGCCACACGCACCGUCAUCGGCGCAGACUUUCACGACGGAAUCCGGAGCAUCUCUCUGCAUGCCGCCGGGCCAGCGAUGCCGAGGAACGUCGUGCUGUCCUGACGCAGCGUGCCAUCACAUCCCCUUGGCAGGAGCACCUCCUUGCCUCGCCUUCGCUAGCCUCUUGUACGAAACCGUCGUCGCCCCCUACACCAACACGACCCACGGCGCAUCCGUCUCUGGCCCCGCGGGCCGCCAUCCCCGGCCUCCCCAACGCGUUGGGCUUCGGGGUGCUGUAUUUGCCCGAGGUCGAAGCUCACCGGCUACGUUCAUGGCCUCUCCCUCAAGCGAGAGAUGUCGCCGCCCAAAGAGACCGAGUGGGCGGGCUUCAUUAUUUGGUUUCCCACGGCUACGAGUGGCAGCCGGGACGCUCGGUUCCUUUCGGUUGGAUUGGCCAUACUGCUAAUCCCGACGAAUUCGACAUGGUCAAUAAUCUUUUGGACGACCUGAGUCUGCCCCGGGUUCGCAAUCGGGGCUCCGUCGCUUUGGCGUCCAACGACCCUCGCCCGGUGCUGAUAUGGCUAGUUGAUUCGGACAACCGCUCGCUCAGUAUCCGGACCAUCCCCUCGCUAGACCAUCACUGGCGUCGUCUCAGCGAGCCUUGGAUUGAGUCGGAUAGGUCCGACGAGGAGAUCGAUACUGUCCAUGGGCAGUUCUCCGUUGAGCAUGCGUCCCAGCAGCCCUACUCGGCUGCUGAUUUCGAAGUCGGCAAUGCGGACGACUCCGAUUCGGGCCUUUCGGCCCUUUGGGCCGAUUCCGAUACUGAGGAGGAGUAG